Messenger RNA from Xylaria bambusicola, 3778 nucleotides. RefSeq lists its product as uncharacterized. The record is from RefSeq and is a predicted model, not a curated record. The transcript has 3 exons. NCBI's taxonomy places the organism in Eukaryota, Fungi, Ascomycota, Sordariomycetes, Xylariales, Xylariaceae. Bases 291 to 3443 code for a protein of 1050 amino acids. Gene Ontology annotation, molecular function: protein binding.
AUUUUGACUGCGUGAAGCGACCUCUACUAAGCUAUUACUUGUUGGGACUCCACUUCCGUCACCAACCACCCCUUGGGCUCCCCCGCAAGGGAGCGUUGGGGGUCUUUGAGUUGCGAAUCACCAGUCGAUUUGCAAAAGUCCAGGGCUACUUCUAAAAUGGGUGCAAUCCUUACCAAAAUAGAAGUAAUUCCUGUUUUAUAUAUAAAUUAAGUACCUAAGUUUUUGCAAAUCGACUGGUCCUUUGCAAUUUAAAGACCCCAACCCUCCCUUGAGGGGGAGUCCCAACGAGUAUGUAUUUGUAUGCUCCUGGUGUUCCUCUAUGUUCGAUCUCUCUUCGAGUAAGCACGACGGCAAUUAUAAUGGAUCGCACUUUUGCAGAGAGUUCGCUUGCUGAUAUGACGAGGUUGUGCUUGGAAGGGGCCAGGGAGGUCAUCCAGCGGCUGGAAGGCAAAGACAAAAUAUACAUGCAAACACGACUAGCUGAUCUGAGGCUCUGGGCCGACAGCGUUGGGGCCACCGCUCAAGCGAAGGCGUCAUUGGAUCAGCGAUUCCAGCACCGGUCCGAUGAUGUUUAUCUCAUCCGAGGCCUUCUUUACAUGCUGCAGGGAUUGCUCGGCAAAUUUUCCAUUGCUGCAGAUAACAAAUCCGAUAUUAUGGAUAUAAUGUCUAAUGUCAAUUCGACAAUAGACAGCCUGGCCAUCCUUGGAGUUCAAAUUCGACGAAGUGGGCGCCACUCUCGACUUCGAAAGGCGGAUACUUCUUUUGAUAAGAAUCGGGAGAAGUAUCACAAGUUCAGAGCACAUCUUGCAUGCAUUAUCACUUCGAGGCCAACUGAGGACGGUAGGCCCGUAGAUGAGGGGGAGAAACUACACAGCGUCGAUUAUUUCGUCAACCUCAAGCUCACGUCAAUUCAAGAACGUCUCAUAGAGGCCAACCUCCGAAGACGUCAUCGAUUUCUGGAAGCUCAGAGGCACUCUUACGGUCUGAAGGAAGCUUCGGUCAAGGCGAAUCAAGGCGAAUCUCCACAUAAUAUCACGGAGAUGCCAUCGACAUAUACCGAGGAGGGAGCUGUAACUCAAGUCGAAACUCUACAAAAUAUCAACGAGACGCUAUCAACACAUACCGAGAAGGGAGCUGUGACAAGGCAUGAGAUACAGACGUCGCUGUCUAAUCCUAGACACAACGCUCCUAUGACAAUUGUGACGUCGGCUUCGGGCCUUGAUUCUGCAUGGGGCGGACUGCGAAAUAACCGUCGGCCCGAAUCAACGGCAACCCGAAUCACAACUAUUACAGCCACUGCAAGAUAUCCUAAGGCACAUGCUUCUUCAGAACAGAAGUUGAUCAAAUGCCCCUGUUGCUGUCAAGCCAUUCCAGCGAGUGAAGCAGAAGCUAGUCAGUGGAAAAAGCACCUAGCGAACGAUAUAAGUCCGUAUACAUGUAUCCUCGAGAAUUGCCCCACGCCGUAUAAUCUCUUUGCGACACAUAACGAAUGGAAGGACCAUGUCAUGAAUGACCAUCCAUCUCAGUGGCAGUGUCCCUGUUGUGAGGCUGAUGCUCCCGUAUUCCAAUCGCUCUCCGGAGUGAUGAACCAUAUCAUGUCCAGCCACCCAGAUGCUCUCUCUGACAGUCUCGAAGACUUGCUAUCAGACGCAGAAACCAAGGUGAUGGGAAUCGCUCAAUGUCCAUUGUGCGACGACGAGGGACCUCAAGAUUCACCAGAACUAGUCGAGCACGUCUUGCAGCAUGUUCAUGACUUUUCUCUCCGCUCUCUCCCUUGGCCGACAGAUCCACCUGUGAGCCCAAGCAAACCUGUUGCCACUUUUGAUCCAGAUUAUGCAACUAGGCUCUACAAGGACAAUCGCAGCGAUGGAUAUUCUUUCUCAAUUGCGGAAUGGGCAGAAAGUGUGGCUCCCAAAAAGGGGGAUUCCGGGGAAAUAAGCGUUGUUGAUUCUCAAGGCAACGAGCUAUUUCUUGACAUGAGUAAAUACCCUGGAAACAAGAUACACACGGGUCAACCGCCGCUCCAACUCUGUGAUUGGGAUCAGAUCCGACCAAGUAUUAGCGGAGCAGAAUUAGCGUCAAUAACCCAAUCUAACAUAGACUACUUCGCUGGAAAUUUAUACUUCAUAGAAGAAUCUACUGAUAGUUGGUCUUCUUCACGUCAACCGUCCAGCCAGACACGAGAUACAAGCGUGAUAAAGAAGUGGACUUGUACGAUUUGUCUCUUGCAGAGCGGUCAAGGCGACGAUGAGUAUUUCCGACAUUUGGAGGAUGACCAUCAUGAAAUUUUAGAGGAAGAUAGGUAUAAUCCUGACACGAACAUAGAAGAGUUGAAGGACUAUAUGCUACAUACGGCCUACAAGAAUGGAAUGGAUGCGAUGUCAAUUGCCAAUUCUUCGUCCAUAUCAUCUAAUUUUGAGCCUAUCUCUCCAGUGGUCGAGGGGAAAUCUGAAGACCGGCCCGCAACUUUUGACCCAAACAACCGUGUUAGUGAUGUAGACCUUAUUCACAAUUUACCUUGUGAGAGCGUGGUCUGGUUUGUCCGAUUUAGUCAUGAUGGAAAAUACCUGGCGACUGGUUGUCAUCACUCGGCACACGUCUACGAUGUUUCCAGCGGCGUAGAGACCUGCGUUCUACAACCUAGUUAUUACAACGCUGUUUACAGGCAGGAAAGCCUGUUUAUUAUGAGCCUUUGCUUUAGCCGUGACGAUAAAUAUCUUGUGGGUGGUGGAAAUCUCAUUUGGGUUUGGGACAUCGCUAAACGGACUAUCCGCAAUACAUUUGCAGGGCACACGAAACCUAUCUACUCGGUAGAUUUUUCCCAUGAUGGCAGGACCAUAGUGUCUGGCAGUCUAGACCAUACCGUUCGCCUCUGGGAUAUUGAAUCAAGCACCAACAUCUUAACCCUUACUGCUAACAACGGCAUUCUUUGUGUGGCUUUCUCGCCAGAUUCCAAGUAUGUAGCAGCUGGCGGCCUGGAUAAUGCUUUAUAUGUUUGCGAUAUUACCCAUAUUGGGUGCGAACUAAAGAGUCUAGCAAGUGCUGCCCAACAUAAACACCACAUCUAUUCCAUCGCUUUCUCUCCUAGCGGCAAGGAGCUUGUGAGUGGCAGUUCCGAUCAGACGAUUAAGAUAUGGAGAUUUCCUUCACGUCUCCCGGCUGGCACUAUAAUAGGAGAGGAAAAUUGUAUCAAAACUCUGAAAGGCCACGAAGACGGUGUUAAUAGUGUUGCAUUUACUCCGCAUGCCAAUUGGGUAAUAUCUGGUUCUGAUGAUCGGAGCGUGCGGUUCUGGGAUCCACGCACCGGUUGCACUGUUUUGACGCUUGAGGUACACACAAAAUAUGUGAUGUCGGUUGCCGCCAGCCCAGCUGGUGGAUUAUUUGCUUCGAGUUCUAGCGACAAUACAGCACGUAUCUGGUCAUACCGCGCCCGCGACCAAUGAAAACGAUAAACAUACGGAACCCAAUCGAGAUCCAGUCUUCUUUUACGUUUAGGCGCUUUUCAACUGGGGCCUCAUAGGCGGAAGGAGAAGAAGUAUGCCUCGGAAAAGAGACAGAAGAAGUCGCAUAACAAUACUGUUGCUACGCGUGGAAGAGAGUCGAAAUAUUGGACGAGAGCACUAAGUGAAGUACGUCGGGACUGGCUUGGAGCGCUUUAAUGGCUUUAAGGACGUAAAGAAAAGCAGAGUAUUAGAGCUCGUAAUAUAGAUAGACACUAAGAAUAAUAGCAUACAUGAUGAAAAUAGCUUAGAUAGUUUAUGCAUCCGUUCUCAUUCAA